Messenger RNA from Recurvomyces mirabilis, 2190 nucleotides. RefSeq lists its product as uncharacterized. The record is from RefSeq and is a predicted model, not a curated record. The coding region runs from base 1 to 2190 and encodes 729 amino acids. The transcript has a single exon. NCBI's taxonomy places the organism in Eukaryota, Fungi, Ascomycota, Dothideomycetes, Mycosphaerellales, Teratosphaeriaceae.
AUGUCUUUGCUUGCUCUCAGCCACAGUGCUCAAGCAGACGAUAACGAUCGCCUGUGUAGACUGUGCAUCGAGCUGACAUUUAGUAAUCUGCUCAAGACAGCAGACAACCAAAAUCGUCUCUGCCACUACUCGCAACCGCAUCACCCUUCCUUUCGAGUUCUCGAAGCCAGCGUGGCUGCGGGAUGCAGACUAUGCACCCUGUUCCGUCAUGCUCUACUGACAGAGUAUGCAAAGUUCUGCGACUGUUCAAUCGUAGAAGUCGAAGCCUACCACCGUGAUCUGGACGACAAUGAUCCCGAUGGCAAGUUCGUCUUCGCCAUCGAGUUGACCUAUGUGCACGUCGAGAAUUGGUCCACGGAUCCCAACCGCUAUGAUGGACUGGUUUAUACACGACACACACGUCCACCCGACGACCCAGAGGAACGAUUGAGCAUGUGGAAAACGGCAGAUGUCCCGCAGGCCGCUUUGGCUAAGAAAUCCGGGUUGCAUCGCCACUCACAAGAUCUUCGUCCUUGGCUGGGCCUAAUCGCGGCUAAUCCACGACAUAGCUGGGUCACAGGUCGGCAGGUCACUUUGGAGCCUAACAUUGAGUUGUGUUCGGAAUGGAUACGAACAUGCUCCGAUGAGCACAGUAUCUGUCCGGCUGCAUAUGACAACACCCUUCCCACGCGCGUGAUCGAUGUAUCCGGAUCAACGGGAUCUAACGUGCGAUUGGACAUCACAUCAGGACGUGCGGGAAAGUAUAUAGCACUCAGCCAUUGUUGGGGCAAUGCCAAAUCACUUCGGACACUUACAACGAACCUGGAGCAACAUCUACAGUGCAUACCCCUGGACUCGUUACCACUUACGUUUCAACAUGCCGUGUUCGCCACUCGUUGCCUAGGCUAUCAAUAUCUCUGGAUAGACUCUCUAUGCAUCAUACAAGACAGCUCCAAAGACUGGCAAACAGAGUGCUCACUCAUGCAGGAUGUCUACUCCGAUGCCGCCGCCGUGAUCGCCGGACCUGGAGCCGGCUCCUCAACAGCCGGCUUUUACUUUCCACGACCUCCGCCCGCCCUACCGCCUUGCUAUCUCCCCAAGAACGAUGGGGAGGGAGACGACGAUCGUAUCCUCGUCACCCUCUCUCCUCUCUCAACAGCAUCUGAUCGUUCCCCCCACCGCGAACCCAACUCACCUCUCUCGAGUCGUGGCUGGAUCCUUCAAGAACGUCUCCUAGCCCCACGCGUCCUUUACUUCGGCACCCAACAGCUCUAUUUCGAAUGCAAUGCCAAGAUGUACUUCGAGUCGAUCUGGCAGCCCAUCAACAGCGGGCAGGCGGAAAACCACAUCGAUCCGAAACCCAUCUUGAACUUCGACCGCGAGGACGCGCGCGAGCGAUACUUGAUCUGGUAUUCCAUCGUGCAGAUCUACUCCUCCUGCGAUCUCACCCAUUCAUCAGAUCGUCUGCCAGCGCUUUCUGGAUUGGCGAGGAGGUGCGCGGGACUGAUGAAUGAUCGAUACCUCGCUGGUUUAUGGGAAGAGCACCUAUUGUACAGUCUACAAUGGCUCGUCAAAAAGCCCGUCACUCAGCCUCGCGCAGCAGUGUACAGGGCUCCCUCGUGGUCAUGGGCUUGCGUCGACCAGCCGACCAUUUACCACCCACUCUUCACCAUGAACUACCUCAGCAGCGAGCACGAAUACCAUCCUCUCAUCCGCAUCCUGCAUGCCCACGCUACGAAGGCUGGACUAGACCCCUAUGGCCAGGUCUCAGGAGCGGACAUCGUGCUCGAAGGGCCACUAAUGCAGUUCUCGACACGCCAGCAAGGAGAUCGAACAUAUGCCGUGGUAGACGGGCACAGCAUAGCGAAUUUCUUCCCCGACUACAACGAUUGGGUCGACAUAACCACCCACCAAGCAUCAACGAUAUCGUUUCUCCCACUCCUCCACUGUACGACCCGCCGAGCAUACAAAUUCUGCGGGCUCGCGAUCGAACGAGUAGAGAGUGCUGACAUCCCAUACGAGAGCGGCGCUGCUAACGAGAAUGAAACGGAGAGCGCCACCAGCAUCAGUGCACCGCAGACAUACCGACGCCUUGGUCUCGUCUACGCGGCUCAGAUGAAGUACUGCGCCGAUCAGACGUGCCGACUAACAGAGGCCGAGCAUGCACUCCCAUGGGCUGGACAGCAAGACCGACGCAUACGCUUGAUCUGA